AAUAGUAUUAGAGUUCACAGGGUUCUGACACAGGCAACCUUUGACCAUAAUCCUUACCUGAGCAUUGGUUAUGUAUUUGUGAGGGAGCACGUAUCCCUUUUUGUAUUGUCAAACAUUAUCUACCAGCAACCAAGGAUCACGUGCGUGCUGAAAAUAGUGGAAUACCUCAAACCAUCUUAAUAAUGUCGGAGACGGAGGCAAUGCCUGUCGUUCAAUCUUCGUCGUCUUUGGACGAGAUAUUGCCCGAUUUUCCUCAAGGUCCGUUGGAUGAUUACCGAAAGAAAGCAUCCUUUAACUGGAAGCGUAUGAAGCUAUUGGUAGAAGGAGAAGAGGAGUUGAAAUUCAAGUACCAUGUGUGGAGAACGCUGGAAGCUGAUCCACUGUUCUCUCGAAGUUAUGAGCAAUUAACUAUAGACCAGGUGAGAGAGGUGACAUUCCUGAGAACCAAGAAGCUGUUUGAGUACAACUUCCUGCCUGUGGAUAGCAUGUAUGAGAACCCAGUCCUGGGAAUGACCCUGACAGAUGCCUUGACCAGUUACGACCCUGCCCUGUCUGCUAAAUAUUCCUUGAAUAUGCAGAUGUUUGCUGGUGCUGCUCAAAGAUCAGGGUCCAAAAGACACCAAGAGUUUAUAGAUAAAUGCCACAAUUUUGAGUAUUUUGGUUGUUUUGCCCUGACAGAGUUAAGUCAUGGAAGUAAUACAAAGGCCAUGAGGACCACUGCUCACUAUGAUCCCAAGACUAAGGAAUAUGUUUUCAACACCCCAGACUUUGAGGCCACAAAGAUCUGGGUGGGCAACAUGGGGAAGACUGCUACCCAUGCCAUAGUGUUUGCCCAGCUGUACACUCCAGAUGGCAAGUGCCAUGGUCUGCACUCAUUUAUAGUCCAGAUCCGUGACUCUAAGACAUUGCUGGCGAUGCCUGGAAUCAUGGUGGGAGAUAUGGGGGAGAAACUGGGACUUAAUGGUAUUGAUAAUGGUUUUCUUGCCUUUAACAAUGUGAGAGUACCUCGUGAGAAUUUACUAAACAGGACUGGAGAUGUCACCCCUUCUGGAGAAUAUGUGACCCCCUUUAAAGACCCAAACAAGCGUUUUGGUGCAGCCCUUGGUGCCUUGUCAAGUGGCCGUGUGGGUAUUGUAGGACUUUGCAAUGCUAACCUCAAACGCUGCAUACCAAUAGCUAUACGUUAUUCAGCUGUCAGGAGACAGUUUGGUCCACCAAACAGUAGUGAAGAAAUUCCAGUUUUAGAAUACCAGUUACAGCAAUGGCGACUUAUUCCCUUCCUGGCAGCAGCAUAUGCCAUAGAAAACUUCAGCAAGACAUUCUUUAUGGACUUUGUAGCUCUAACAAUGGGGAUGCUGAUGGGAGAUACAAGUGAAAGACAGGAUGAACUGGGCAGAGAGAUCCAUGCCAUGUCAUGUGCAGGCAAGCCUCUGGCAGGGUGGACGGCACAGGGGGCAGCACAGGAGUGCAGGGAGGCAUGCGGUGGACAUGGAUAUUUCAAAGUGAAUAGGCUGGGAGAGAUUAGAGAUGAUAAUGAUCCCAACUGUACCUAUGAAGGAGACAACAACGUCCUUCUACAGCAGACCAGCAACUACAUUCUUGGCAAACUACAAGCCAAGCAACAGAAAGGUACCCCCAUCUCCUCUCCACUGGAAAGUGUUAAUUUUAUAAAUGAUAUGGACAAAGUGUUACAGGCCAAGUUUACUGCUACUAGCAUGAGAGAAGUUUUAAAUCCAACAGUUUCCCUGGCAGCCUAUGAGUGGCUGGUGUGUUACCUGCUCCAGCAGAGUGCAGAGAAACUCCAGCAUGAGUUACAGAGUGGGAAGGACAGUUUUCAGGCCAGGAAUGACAGCCAGGUUUACUACUGCAGGACACUGGCCAUUGCUUAUAUCCAGCACAUAGUAUUGCAGAGGUUUUAUAAACAAGCCACAGAUGAUGAAACCCCCAAAGACCUGCAGCCUGUCCUGGGGAAAUUGGUCAGCUUGUAUGGCUUGUGGAGUUUAGAGAAACAUCUGGCUUCUUUAUAUGAAGGUGGUUACAUCACAGGUGGUGAACCAACCAGACUGAUCCGUGAGGCCAUUCUUCACCUGGUCACUGUCCUCAAGGAUGAGGCUGUGGCCCUGGCAGAUGUCAUAGCCCCCACUGACUUUGUGCUCAACUCCCCCAUAGGAUUGUCUGAUGGACAGAUUUACAAAAACCUCUAUGGUGCCAUGCUUCAGACCCCAAAUGUUCUGGAGAGACCAAGUUGGUGGGCAGAGUUCUGCAGUAACAAGCCUGUCCUUGGCUCGGGGAAGGCAAAGUUGUGAUUUUGUGUCUGCACAUGAACAACUGAAGUCCAAUCAUAGAAUGACUGCGGAAUAGGAUUUUUAAAAAUAAAAAUUAUAAUUGGAGAUGCUUGCAUCAUUUAAAAAUGAACAGGCUGUAAUGUUUGAAAAUGCGUGUAAUGAUUAGAAAUAUUGCAUUGGUGAAUGAAAAAUUAAUAUCUUUGUGGGAUUCCACAUAUUUGAGAUUCCAGAUAUUUGCUAUAAUACCAGUGUAAAUGUUUUAAAAAAUGGAAAUGAUGAAUAGCAUAAUAACAUUAGUGUCUCUGAACAUGUCUAGACUAAAGGCAGUCAGUCGUGAUAUUUUCUUCUCCAGUGCAUGUAUUGAUUGAAAAAGAAAAUUGCAUUUGUUAUGACAUGCAAAAAAAAUAUCACUGGGAGAAUGAAGGGGUACAGGCAUAGUGCACUGUAGGAUAUAUUGCCAGGAACUCUGUGGAUUUGAAAGAAAUUGCUAAAUGAUGACUGUUGUAAUUGAGGUUUGGUGGUGGUCCAUUUUGUCAUUGUAUAUGGCAACUUUUUCUUGAAAUUUCACCAAUAAACUAUUGUUCUGGAUUUAAUUUAUCUAUUUCAUCUUUAAAGCAAAGGUUAUAUAGAGGCACUAGUAAGACUUGAUUUAAUUGAAAAUGCCUAGACAGCCAGACUUUCUCGAGUCAUGAUGUUCUUUGGAUAAAAAAACGGGAGUUUCGGUAUAACUGGGUCAAGGUCUACCUGGAUAUUACAGUAGUGCAUUCCACACGCUAUAAGAUAAGCUUUCUAAAUAGUUUGUGUCAGAAAAAAAGUUAUUUAUGAGCCUAGAAUUCUGGGUGUUGCUGCAACGUAAUAGAGGAAAGGAAUUAUAUUGAUGUAGGUAGAGAAAACUUUCACCCUGGGUGAAAGCAGCCACAAAGCUAGCAGUAUAUAUAUAUCAUGGAGAAUUGAAAGUUCCGAUUUGAUUUUAUCCAAACUUCUUUUGAACUGAAGAUUGAUAUCAUUCCCACUUACUUAAUUUGAAAUGUAUUGUCAUUAGAUGGAAGAGAAGUCUUCUUUGGCAUUUAUAGAAGUUGGAAAAGUAGAUAAAUCUUUAUUUAGAAUGUUCAAUAAUAGUGGACGAUUGAUCAUAUUUUAGGUGAUUAAUUUGACCAGUGGAAUAAGUUAUAAACAUUAUGAACACUGUAAGUCCCAUCAACCGAGAUAAUCUAA
Molecule: messenger RNA, 3500 nt
Organism: Lingula anatina
Lineage: Eukaryota; Metazoa; Brachiopoda; Lingulata; Lingulida; Lingulidae
Product: peroxisomal acyl-coenzyme A oxidase 3
Biological process (GO): fatty acid beta-oxidation using acyl-CoA oxidase; lipid homeostasis
Cellular component (GO): peroxisome
Molecular function (GO): FAD binding; fatty acid binding; pristanoyl-CoA oxidase activity
Source: RefSeq, a predicted model, not a curated record